This is a messenger RNA of Sardina pilchardus (European sardine), 1911 nucleotides long. RefSeq names its product coronin 6 (gene coro6). Gene Ontology annotation, biological process: actin filament organization; cell migration. Lineage: Eukaryota; Metazoa; Chordata; Actinopteri; Clupeiformes; Clupeidae. Gene Ontology annotation, molecular function: actin filament binding. Bases 253 to 1791 code for a protein of 512 amino acids. The record is from RefSeq and is a predicted model, not a curated record. The transcript is spliced from 11 exons.
CUCUUUUUUUUCUUGAGCGGCGCACAGGGACGUCACGUAGAUAGGUCUCGCACCACUCCUGUAAGUCCACACCAAGUUAACUAAAUUGGAAUACGGGGGGAAUAUUCACGACCGAGGUGGGUUUCUAGACUACCAGACAAAGCCGGGAAGGGGGAGAACGAGAAACGCCACAAACGCACUCCAUAAAUCGGAGGCAGUCAGCUACGUGACUGAAUUCUUCCCCCAGGCAGGCAACAGAUUGAAAACAUCAACAUGUCAGCAAUGAGUCGCAGCAUCGUGCGCACAAGUAAAUUCCGCCAUGUUUUCGGCCAAUCAGCGAAAGCAGAGCAAAGCUACGAUGACAUUCGUGUUUCCAAGGUGACGUGGGACAGCUCCUUCUGUGCCGUCAACCCCAAAUUUCUCGCCAUCAUUGUGGAGUCCAGUGGAGGGGGUUCCUUCCUGGUUCUUCCUCUCUCUAAGGUCGGGCGUGUGGACAAGAGCUACCCCAUGGUGGUUGGCCACUCAGGUCCAGUCUUGGACAUUGACUGGUGUCCCCACAAUGACAACAUAGUGGCCAGUGGCUCUGACGAUUGUACUGCUAUGGUUUGGCAGAUCCCCGAUCACACUCCUUCCCGCCCCAUCUCGGAUCCCAUCGUGGUUUUGGAGGGCCACUCCAAGCGCGUGGGCAUCGUGACCUGGCACCCCACUGCCCGUAACAUCCUCCUCACUGCUGGCAGUGAUAACCUGGUCAUCAUCUGGAACGUGGGCACGGGUGAGCCCCUCGUCACCAUGGAGGACCACCCGGACCUCAUCUACAACGUCAGCUGGAACCGCAACGGCAGCCUCUUCUGCACCACCUGCAAGGACCGCCGGCUCCGCGUCUGUGACCCCCGCAAGAGGGAGGUCGUGGCGGAGAGAUUGGCGCCUCAUGAGGGAAUCCGGCCGAUGCGUGCCAUCUUCACCAGGGAGGGUAACAUCUUCACCACGGGCUUCACCAGGAUGAGUCAGAGGGAGCUGGGCUUAUGGGAUCCGACAAACUUUGAAGAGCCCAUUGCACUAUUGGAGUUGGACACCAGCAACGGGGUGUUGUUGCCAUUCUAUGAUCCAGACACCAACCUGGUAUAUCUCUGUGGAAAGGGUGACAGUAGCAUUCGUUAUUUUGAGAUCACAGACGAGUCCCCGUACGUGCACUACCUCAGCACCUUCAGCAGCAAGGAGCCUCAGCGCGGCAUGGGCUUCAUGCCCAAGAGAGGGGUGGACGUCAGCAAGUGUGAGAUUGCCAGGUUAUAUAAACUCCACGAGAGGAAGUGUGAGCCCAUCAUGAUGACUGUUCCCAGGAAGUCGGAUCUCUUCCAGGAUGACCUGUUCCCUGACACGGCAGGCCCUGACCCGGCCUUGGAGCCGGAGGAGUGGCUAGAGGGGAGGGACGAAGACCCCAUCCUGGUGUCCAUGAGGGAUGGCUACGUCCCCCCGAAGAGCAGGGAGCUCAAGGUCUGCAAGAAGAACGUUCUAGACUCCAGGCCAACAACUCGCCGGAGCAUGUCUACCUCUGAUGGGAGCACCUUGCCGGUAACUUCUGUCUCCUUUAGUCAUUUCCACGGCAUGCCUUACGGUUUCCUUUCUUCGGCUUGUCUGUACAAACUUCUCUUUCUUCUUCCUCUUUUCUCACCAUGCUAUCCCUUGACUGUCUAUUUCCUCUCUUUCCACCUCUUGACCGUUGUCUCUGCCGUCUCUCGCUUCAUCCUCUCAUUAUCAUUCCGUCUUUGUUUCUUCUCUUCCUCCUCUUCUCUCUAUCUCUCCUCUUUAGCCUGACUUGUUGGAGAAGCUACUGGAGGAGAUUCAAAGCCUCAAGGCCACAGUGAUUGAUCAGGAGAAACGAAUCUGUGACUUAGAGGAUACGCUGUCACAGUACACCAAUGGCACAGUCUGACA